GUGGCUCUUUGCUGACUGCAGACGCCGUAGCUCCCCGCACCUGUAUGUUACUGCAGUGAGACGCUUCUGCCGGCAUGGUAUAGUAUAUAUAAGGGCAAGCAGCAUAUGAUCGACUAUAGCUUUGGGGGUGUUUCCCCUCUUCGUCCCAAGCAAACCACCACCCCUCCUACCAGAAUUCGCCUCCCCGCUUUACAAUGACUGCCACAGUUCGCGUUGGUGCCGUACAGGCUGAGCCAGUAUGGCUUGACCUUGAUGGAAGCGUCGACAAAACCAUUUCCCUUAUCGAGAGCGCCGCUGCAGAUGGAGUUCAGGUGCUUGGGUUUCCCGAGGUCUGGAUUCCUGGAUACCCGUGGUCUAUGUGGACUUCUAGUGUCAUCGAGAACUCCCACAUCAUCCACGACUACAUGGCCAACUCGAUGCGGAAAGACUCCGAUCAGAUGAGACGUAUCCUCGCUGCAGUGAAGAAGGCGGGCAUGUUUGUGGUUCUUGGAUACAGCGAAAGAGAUGGUGCUAGUCUCUACAUGGCACAAUCGUUUAUCUCUCCAGAGGGCGAGAUAGUUCACCACCGCCGAAAGAUAAAGCCCACGCACAUAGAGCGGACAAUAUGGGGAGAUGGGCAAGCCGAGUCGCUUAAGUGUGUCGUGCCAUCCAAGUUUGGCAAUAUUGGUGGCUUGAAUUGUUGGGAGCAUUUGCAACCUUUGCUUCGUUACUACGAAUACUCGCAGGGAGUUCAAAUACAUGUUGCAAGUUGGCCCGCAGAGUUCGAGAUGCCAGAUCCCGCAAAACUUAAGUGGCUAUACCACGAAACAGGAGAAGCAAGCUACCGAGCUAGCCAGUUCAUGGCUAUUGAAGGACAAUGUUUUGUCCUUGUCGCAUCACAAAUCCUAACCGAGAAGAACCUGGAAAAAAACAACCUUUCCGGCAACCCAGUCACGAAGACGCCUGGUGGUGGAUUUUCCAUGAUAUUUGGACCCGACGGUAAACCGCUUUGCGAGCCCAUCGGCGCUGGCGAGGAGCGUAUCCUGACAGCGGAUGUCAAUCUGCGAGACAUCGACUACCCUAAGGCGUUUAUCGAUGUUGUUGGUCAUUAUGCAAGGCCGGAUCUGCUCAGCUUAUUGGUGAACCCCACCCAGGAUUUACAUGUGACGAAAAUGGCAAAGUAGGUGUGGACAUUAUGGCCAUGAGAUGGUGAGUGGAUUAUACGUGGUGGUUGGCAGUACGUGGUAGAGGUACGUGGUGAUGGUAGUGAUGGUUGUAGUGACGGUGAUAGU
Molecule: messenger RNA, 1271 nt
Organism: Annulohypoxylon maeteangense
Lineage: Eukaryota; Fungi; Ascomycota; Sordariomycetes; Xylariales; Hypoxylaceae
Product: putative nitrilase
Exons: 4
Coding region: 195-1163 (322 amino acids)
Molecular function (GO): catalytic activity
Source: RefSeq, a predicted model, not a curated record